GUCGUAGCAUAAAACAAACGGUCGGGUUAUGGAUCGCAGAGCAACUGCAGCGCCGAACAAAACUGGGGUAUUAUCCGUCUAAGUGCAAGUGGGUUUUUGAAGAGUUUUGAGUUGAUUUUGUGAAUUUUUUUGUGGACUUUUUCAAAGAGAAAAUAUGAAAAGCAUACUGGUAUUUUCGAUCCUGUGUCUCGUCGGCCAAAAAGUCAAUGCAUGGGGAGGACUGUUCAACAGAUUUUCUCCAGAAAUGUUGGCUAACAUGGGAUACGGAGGACAUGGAGGAGGUGGGGGAUUAAUGAGAAACGACGGGGAUGAAAAUGCCCUGGAGGAACCCCUAGGCGAAGGCGGCGACGAUGAUCCGUGUUAUAUGAAAGCCUGUUCAGCCAACGAAUAUUGUUGCCCUAAUCAAAUUUGUGUCGACGUUGAUGGAAUUCACGGCACUUGUCUGUACUUUUUCGGUCGUCGAGUGGGAGAACUAUGCAGACGGGAUAAUGACUGCGAAUCAGGCCUGGUAUGCGCGGAAGCUCAAGCUGGUGUAUCCACGAGAGUGUGCAGGCCACCACUUCGACAGGACAAGCAAUAUUCAGAACCAUGCAACAUGUCGAGCGAAUGUGAUAUUUCCAGAGGACUGUGUUGCCAGUUGCAAAGACGUCAUCGGCAAGCACCGAGAAGGGUUUGCUCCUAUUUCAAGGAUCCACUUGUCUGCGUCGGUCCAGUAGCUGCGGAUCAAGUGAAAAACACCAUCGAACACACAGCUGGAGAGAAGAGGUUAACAUCUCUGGGUAGCUUUAAAAGACCCAUGCACUAAACUAAUUUCAAAUUGUUGUAAAACAAACACACUCAGUAACGUACUGUUCCAAUUGAGAAACGUAGAUUUUCUUCCUAACUGGAAACAUGCGUUUUGUGUUUCUAGGUUGGAUUGAGUUGGAUUCUUUCUGAGACAUACAUAUCCUGCUCAUUGGUUACAUCUUUACGAUAUAUAACUCUCUUAAAACGUAACAUGAAUGCUAAACGUAGGUAUAAUAAAAAAAAUAGACUCUGUCAAUGACAGACUAAAAUUUGUCAUUGACAGGACUUCGUAGAUAAAAAAUCUAUUGCGGCAGAUCAGUCAUUAGUUCAGGUCAUCGCCUACUUAUUGCAAUUCUUAACCAAAUGCAUUCGUGAUGCAAUGUUUGCAUUUAACAAUAGAAUCUUAACACCUAUAAGUAAGAUUUGGCUAGAUAUGUAUGUCCCUCUCUUUCUCAAUAAAUGUGUACGUGUCUAAUAUAUAACAAGUUACUUGGUACGAAUUACUGAUAUCAUUACAUCUUUUCUCAAUUUCCUUGGUUGAGUUUGAGCCCUCCGAAGUAAUUCGUAUCACGUCCACUAAUUGUAAGAGAGUUGGCACAACACGAGUGCUUGGAAAAAGCUUAUUAAUUGCAAAAGUUAAACUUUUGAACUAUUUUGAUCUAUCGUCAAUGUUUGCAGAAAAUAUUUGAUUAAAUACAAUUGAAAAAACAAUGGAACAUCAUAGAAACUUGAUGAAGACUUACAAGAACAACAAGUACUGGUCAAAUAAACAUUUUGGAAAGUUUACCUUUUUAAAAUAGUUGGCCUUUUUUUCUGAACUCCUGCCAGGCUCUCGAUAAUCUUAGAAUAAUGGGUUGUUUUAUGUAUACUUGUUUAUUGGCUGAGGUAUUUAAUAUCUAGAUUAAGAUUCCAAUCAAAGUUUUUGGCCUAGGUGAACUGUAGUUUUAUAGAAAAAUCUCAAACGCAUUUAGUUGCGUUUAUAAAUGUCUACUACCUAAUUGUAUAGAACGCACAGGUUAUAUUUUACAGAUUUCUCGACUUUUUGACUUCUAUCUGUGAUGAUUUGACGUGAGAGGCGUCCAAAGUCUCUUUUGAAAAUUUGUAAAUGUGUUAAGGUGCUUUGAGUUCGAAAGUUAGCUGUCUUUUCGAAGCAUUAAUUUGUCAAAAACAUAGUUAUAGUAUAAACCAAUAAGCGCUUACCUCAGGAAUAUUUGUCUUGUAGAGGUAAAAUGAAGAGUUAUAUUUUUAUUGUUCGUCAGAGAUAAAAGAUUUUGUUUUGUGAGAAUAUCGCUAAAUAUUAUAUUUUUGAUACAUUAAUAAAUAUACAGAUUGGGCAAGCUAGUUUUUGAAUAACAUAUUGACAUUUAUUUAUCGGAUUCACUGUGUUCAGAAGAGCCUUUGGAAAUUUAGAUUAGGGUGCAAGUAUAUUAAAGAUGAUAAGAGAUUGAUACAUAUCAUACUAUACAUAUCAUAUUAACUAUAUCGAUGUUAUUCUACAUUAUAAAAUUAAUAUUUAAUAAAUGUCUACCAGCAAU
Molecule: messenger RNA, 2321 nt
Organism: Diabrotica virgifera virgifera (western corn rootworm)
Lineage: Eukaryota; Metazoa; Arthropoda; Insecta; Coleoptera; Chrysomelidae
Product: ITG-like peptide
Exons: 5
Coding region: 155-805 (216 amino acids)
Source: RefSeq, a predicted model, not a curated record